Messenger RNA from Orbicella faveolata, 888 nucleotides. RefSeq names its product cysteine/serine-rich nuclear protein 1-like. Gene Ontology annotation, biological process: regulation of transcription by RNA polymerase II. The record is from RefSeq and is a predicted model, not a curated record. Gene Ontology annotation, molecular function: sequence-specific DNA binding; DNA-binding transcription factor activity, RNA polymerase II-specific. NCBI's taxonomy places the organism in Eukaryota, Metazoa, Cnidaria, Anthozoa, Scleractinia, Merulinidae. Gene Ontology annotation, cellular component: nucleus.
UCGAACAUGGGGAAGCGGAAACACAGCACUGACAGCGAGGAUGAAAGCGACGAUUCUUGUAAGCGAUUAAAGAAGGCUGUUCGAUUUGGCGAAGUCACGAUCUAUCAUUUUCCGAGAAAGCAGGGAUUUGUUUCCGUGCCCUCGUCUGGAGGUUCCACGCUAGGAAUGGCCAGAAAACAUGUCUGGAUCGAGAAAAUAUGCGUCGAUUUUGAACUGGACGCGGCGGCGACCAGAACAGAGCGAAAGCCUUUUGCGCCGGUGGCACAGAAAGCCAGGAAAACUAUUCUUAAAACGGCUGGCGUUCGAAGAAUUCUUAAGAAAGAGGAACAAGAUUGCGCUCAGCUGAGACUCUCUCGAGUAAUAUGCGGCUGUAGCUGUGGGGAUGUUUGUUAUCCUCAGACAUGCGAGUGUAUUUUGAGUGGAAUCGGCUGUCAAGUCGAUUAUGGACGAUUUCCUUGCUCGUGCCAACCAAAUGGGUGUCAAAACAGCCAUGGACGAAAACAAUAUAACCCCGGUGUUGUCGAGAGACAUUAUUUUGAAACGUUUGCCCGAAUAAAUGGACAGAGAGGGGCUACAACUGUUCUUCAGUACGUGGGUGUUGUGUAGUAAACUGAAUCUUUUUUUUUUCUGAAACAGUACAUUGUAUCUUGUGCCAACGAUAGAGCGACAUUUUUAAAGAAUUUCUCAAGUGGUCUAAGAAUAGCGAUCACUGCGGUUUUGUUUGGGCACAUCUUAUUGUUUUCGUCGCUUUUGUUGUCGAGCAAGCCCUUUGAAAAUAUUUAUGAAUAAUAUAUGUAAAUGAGCAUAAUUGUAUAAAUAUUAAAUGAGAAAUCGUUCGUUACGACAAAUUGUACAGCAGGCAAAUAAAAUUAUAACUAUGAUAGUGUA